AUGGAUAGAAAAAUAUUCUUCAUCAGCGACCCACCUCAUUUAUUAAAGACACUGAGGAAUAACUUGGAAAAUUCUGGUAGUAAUAAUUUUACCAGAAGUUUAACGUGCAAUGAAAAAUCUUUAAGCUGGCAGCAAAUAGUUGACCUCUACGAUUGUGAUCUUGUUUUAAGCAGCACUGUAGCUGAUGCAAUUGCUCAUCGUAACAAUGAACAAUUUUCAGAAUUGGAAAAGUUCAUUCGUUUAACAGAUAUGUUUUUUGAUAUGUUAAAUGUAAACAAUAAAUUUCAAGGUCAAAAGAAUAGGAAGCCAGCUUUAUAUCCCUAUCAUGCAGUGGAUGAUUGGAGAUUUGAGUGGUUGCAAAACACAUACCUGAAAUAUAUUAAUGAGUGGAAAGCAAAAGCUGAAUCGAAUGAAGGGACUCCUAAAGAAAUGAAAACCAAACUUUGUUUGAGUUCUCAGACUAUCCAAGUGAUCAGGAUUACUGUGCAUUCGUUUGUUGAACUGGUCCCAUAUUUAUUGAGCAGAGUAAAUGAUGGUCAAGAACUUUAUUUUUUGUCCGAUAAAUUAAACCAGGAUUCUGUAGAAGAACACUUUGGACGAAUACGUAGUCGAGGAGGAGCAAACGAAAAUCCAACUGCUUACGAAUAUGGCCUUCUAAAUAGAAAAGUUAUUGUUGUCAAAUCUGACUUGCUGAAAGUUAUACGUGGUAAUACUAGAGGCUGUAUACGCGAAGAAUUAGUUUUUGACGUCAAUGAUAACAGAGAACUCCACAAACGCUCUAAAAGGAAAUAAAUUUUGUGAUUGAUUAAUAGGCUUCAUAGGCAUGUAAAAAAGGAAAAGUUAGUUAAAGAAAUCCGUACAAGAAAUAGAUUAGAACCCCAACAAGAACAGGUUUUGGAAAACUUCGGGGUUCUAGAUAAUAGUGUAAUGUUUAGAAUUUAUUUAAAUUUUACUAACUGUAAUAAUAUUUAUUAAACUUCAAGUAAUACAUGACUAUUAAUAUUUUAAAAAAUGUAUUACAACACUACAGGUAAAAAAUAAACAUAAGUUACUUCAAAUUUAAUUGGUAUUAUCAAGUAUGUUUGUAUAAACAGAUACCUUAAUUUGCUAAUAAAUACUAACACGAAAUUUACGGAUUUAAAGUUGUAAGUUAAUAAAAAUAUAGGCAUGCAUUCGUGUUGUUGGAAUAUUAUAUUUAUCUGCUUU
Molecule: messenger RNA, 1206 nt
Organism: Hydra vulgaris (swiftwater hydra)
Lineage: Eukaryota; Metazoa; Cnidaria; Hydrozoa; Anthoathecata; Hydridae
Source: RefSeq, a predicted model, not a curated record